CGGUGGGCGUGCGGCCGGGGACGGGCGCUUGGCCGCGGGUCUGGCUGCCGGGGGCCGUCCUGUGGAGCCAGCCCGCUGCGGCCAGCUCCGGGUGUUCCCCUUUUGUCUGGCAGCAUCGGCAGCGUCGGCGCGAAGUGAAGUUCUGGAUGCGCGACUUCUGUGGCUUGUCUUGUAACAGGCGGCGUUAUUGCCCAUCUGUCGAAAACACCGACUUGCUGCGAGGCUUAACUCGGCCACAGCAUUUGCUUUUCUUAAAUGACAAAGCAGAGAUAUUAAUAUCAACUUUUAUUUUUGGCAUGCCGAGCUUUUUCCAGGGGGGUCUGCGUGUAAGUUCCCACUGAAAGGAGCUCUGCGUUUCAGCGGCAGCAGUCUCUGUUCCUGUUAGCGGCGUUGCUUUGGCCAAGGAUUCAGCAGCAGUAUCACUAAUUUCUGUGCGCAGGGUUCAAAUAUCUGACUCGGAAGACCCUGAAGCUAUGUGGGCUGUUUGAACCUGUCGCUAUCUGUUGGGUUUUUUUUUCUUAUUUCGAUAUUAUGGAGAAAAUUCCUUUUUUUUUUUUUUUUUAAAUUGGGGAUGCAGUUUAACUGCAAGAAAGUUCUUUGAGCUGAAACUGUGCAUCAUUUUGGUCUUCCUCUUAAUUUUUUAUCUCUAAUGGUGUCUUCCGAGUGUUUUUUAAUGUAAACCCAAAAUGUCUGACUGAAUCAAACUUUGUUUGAUGUUCCAUUUUGUAACUGUCAAGCCCGCUUCCAAAUUAGUAAAGCAAUUUUUAAUAUACUCAAGUGUUCAAGGAAUUUGCUUCUGCAGAUAGCAGCUUGUGUGUUUAACAUAAAUGAAAGGAAACGACACCUUGACUUAUUGAACCCCUUUCACCCUCCACAUGGUCAGCAAACCAUGAAUGUGUUCCCAUGGCAGUUUGCAGGUAGACAGAAGUGUUCAUUUUCUUUUUCCAAAAGAGGUGUUUGUGGCCAGCCUUGAACUGGAAGAGCCUAGAGCUGGGUCUGGCAUGGGGCUGAAUCAGAGCAAGCAGGCCAUGGUGAGCGGCUGGGAGCGUCUGUGUUAAUUUGCACCCCUUAUUCUGCUAAUGAGGCCAUGCUAUUUCAGGUUUGGAACAAGCUUAUCUGCCUACUCAGCACUAGCAGAGGGAGUGUCUACCUGUGAGAGACUAGAAAUAUCUCUAAUCUCAUUCCAUUAGUUUCCAAGUCCCACUCUCCAGCAAAGCUCCCUCGAAAAACGAGGCUGUUGCCUGUCCCUUUCGUGUUGCAUGAGGAUGACAGACUAAAGGUAGCUCGAAUUCUUUGGGGACAAAAUAUAUUUCUGGCUCCAUAGCUGAAACAGAUGAAUCCUUUCAUUUGAAGUUUUUCAGAAUAUGUUUCCCCCAUGUGGAAAAGUUCAGCCAGAACUUUGAAGGUUUGGCGAAGUUACAAGCAAGGAAGAUCUUUGAAUGGAACCAGUGUUGGGCAACUGUGUCCAGAAGUGAUCCUCAAGUCUUGGAUUUUUUUACUUGAGCUUUGUUUUGUGAUGGAGACAGUGUUGAAGUCUCGCUGUGAUGAACAGCACCCUCAUCAGGCUGAAGACUUCCACGGGAAGCAGGAGCAGAACGGCAAGCUUUCAGGAAUAAAAAAAGAUAUUGAAAAACUUUAUGAAGCAGUGCCACAGCUUGUGAAUGUGUUCAAAAUUAAGGAAAAAAUUGGAGAAGGUACUUUUAGUUCUGUUUACUUGGCCACAGCACGGCUACAAACAGGACAUGAGGAGAAAAUGGCUCUGAAACACUUGAUUCCAACCAGCCACCCUCUGCGAAUUGCUGCUGAACUUCAGUGCCUCACUGUAGCAGGGGGACAAGAUAACGUUAUGGGAGUUAAAUAUUGCUUUAGGAAAAAUGAUCAUGUGGUUAUUGUUAUGCCAUAUCUGGAACAUGAAUCCUUCUUGGACGUUUUGAAUUCUCUUUCCUUUGAAGAAGUGAGGGAAUACAUGUUUAAUCUGUUUAAAGCGUUGAGGCGCAUUCAUCACUUUGGUAUUGUUCACCGUGACGUCAAGCCCAGUAACUUCCUCUACAACAGGCAGCUAAAAGAGUAUGCCUUGGUAGAUUUUGGCUUGGCACAAGGAACCCCCGAUACGAAAAUUGAACUUCUCAAAACUGCCCACUCUGAAGAUCAGCAGGGAAGUUGCUCGCAAAAUAAUCCUGCCAUAACCUUGGGAAAUGGGGGUUCUGUCAGUGUCACAGCACCUAAACAGAUAGCUCAACAGUCAGCCUCAAAAGCAGCUGAUAAAAGGUCCAGCUCACUUUCAAAAAUACAGAUUAAACAAGGAAGAGGAGGAAAGGAGGAUUCUGUGCACCAUUCUGUCCAGCGCUCUGUCUUUGGAGAAAGGAAUUUCAAUGUCUAUAGUUCCAUGUACCAGGAGAACUCAAGUACAAAACUCACAAAACAAUCAAAGAUGAUAGAUGUUUCAUCUAGGAAGUUAGUAACAAAGAAGAAGAUUACUUCUACCAAAACAGUGAGCAAUGGGGCAGCCAGGAAAGCUGCCAGUGGUUGUCCCUCAAACCUGACCUGUGACUGUUAUGCAACGGAUAGAGUUUGCAGUGUUUGCCUUUCAAGGUGUCAGCAAGUUGCUCCCAGGGCAGGAACACCUGGAUUCAGAGCACCAGAAGUAUUAACAAAGUGCCCCACUCAGACCACAGCAAUUGACAUGUGGUCUGCAGGAAUCAUAUUCCUUUCUCUGCUCAGUGGACGGUAUCCAUUUUACAAAGCAAGUGAUGAUUUAACUGCUUUGGCACAAAUCAUGACAGUUCGUGGAUCCAGAGAAACCAUUCAGGCUGCUAAAACUUUUGGUAAAUCAGUUCUGUGUACCCAAGUUGUCCCAGCACAAAACUUAAGAACCCUCUGUGAGAAGUUGAGAGGAACAAAUAGCAGCUGUAAGAGAUCCCAGGGUGAAGUGCCCAGCAAGUCUGUAAAUGACUCAGCUUUGCCAGUUCCAGUAGACAAACCAUGUGCUCCCGAGACACUUGGGAAACAAAUUCAACACUUAAAGAGCUUUCAGGAAGGUGACGAUGCUUUGGAAAUGAAGGCAACAGACAUGAAAGGAUGGGAUCAGGUUCCUGAUGAAGCAUAUGACCUACUUGAUAAGCUACUAGACUUAAACCCUGCAACAAGAAUAACUGCAAAAGAGGCUUUGCUGCAUCCUUUUUUUAAAGACAUGAGACUCUGAGAAGAGACCAUAUUCUAUUAUUGCUUUCAUACAUUUUAUGUGGAAAUGAGAUACUGAGGUAGUUUUACCUUGUUGCCCUCAACAUUUACACUCAUUGAAAUACCAUCAUACUGUGCACAGAACUACUGAAAUUUUUUCUUGUACAGUUGGACAGCCAAUGUCAGUUUACUUUAAGAAAUACUUGGAGAUGUAAAAAUUACAUAAACAUCACUAACAUGGUCUUAUUCUAAGACACUUCUGAGGGUUUAUUGCUGUGCAUACCUGUUCUCUGAGAAAGUUAACUUUGAUCAAAAACUACAAAGAAAAAGAGUUUCACGAGCUCUAUCCUUAAUUCUCGAGAUAUUCCCUUAAAAUUUACAAAUUUGCCUUAAGGUAUGACUGAAAUAAGAAAGUGCUUGAGAGACUUUUUUCUGUACUUGCAUAUCUCUGCUUUGUUCCCAAUUAGUACAUGGGGGACUGAAAAUGGAACAAAGUGUGUUAAUUUCAUUCAGAGUAUUUUCAGAGAACAGUAUUACUUUGGGAGUGUUGCUAGAGGAGGGGCCAGGUGCUGGAGGUUAUAUCAUCAAAAGAAAAGCAUAACUGUUUUAAAAGUACGUUUUUGUUCCAGUCUGGUCUUUCCUACUUAGGCAAUAGUAAUAAAUGCAGUUACUCAUUUUGCAUAGCCCGUGUUUCCUCAGUGUCAUGGGUAACAGUCAAUAUUCAACAGCUACUGCCUUCAGAAUGUCUUGUGUGACACGCAUAGGUUUGAUUUCUGUUACGGAAACUGAUCUUUUUAAAGAGUAUCUGUUAAAUAAAGAAUUUGUUUUUAUAACUUCAUAAGAUUGUCUAGAGAUGCUUCUAUAAAAAUAAGUCAGGUAAGGUUUUCCUGUGGGAUGUUUCUGUUCAGGAAGAAUUAUGCACAUUUGUUUCCUGCAUAAAUUCCUCAGUAAUAGAAAACA
Molecule: messenger RNA, 4140 nt
Organism: Aquila chrysaetos chrysaetos
Lineage: Eukaryota; Metazoa; Chordata; Aves; Accipitriformes; Accipitridae
Gene: CDC7
Product: cell division cycle 7
Exons: 12
Coding region: 1376-3202 (608 amino acids)
Biological process (GO): protein phosphorylation; mitotic DNA damage checkpoint signaling
Cellular component (GO): nucleus
Molecular function (GO): protein serine/threonine kinase activity; ATP binding
Source: RefSeq, a predicted model, not a curated record